Messenger RNA from Episyrphus balteatus (marmalade hoverfly), 607 nucleotides. RefSeq lists its product as uncharacterized. Lineage: Eukaryota; Metazoa; Arthropoda; Insecta; Diptera; Syrphidae. The transcript has a single exon. The coding region runs from base 129 to 590 and encodes 153 amino acids. The record is from RefSeq and is a predicted model, not a curated record.
GUAGCACCAGCGCUAUGUAAAGUAAGUCAGUACUCAAAAGUCGGUCGUUGCGAAAAGAAAAACUCCAAGAAACGCCUUUAGAAAAAAAAUUAUAAUAUCAAAAAAAAAAAUCAAAUCAAAUAGAAAUCAUGAAUAGAUUAUUCCUUAUUGGAUUAUUGGUAUUGGCUGUGGCUGCAUUCAAUGUCAAUGCAGAAUGUGUUGAUGGAGAAUUAAAACAACCUGCCGAGGGUGAAGUUGCCACUGAAGAUAAAGAUAGUGAUUUGUCGGUGUUUUUCAAAAAAGUCGGUUGUUCAUUGAAAAAAGGUGCUGGCAAAGUCCAAGAAGGAGCUAAGAAACUUGGAGGCGAAAUCAAAGAAGGUGCAAAGAAAUUCAAAGAAAGUGCCAAGAAAUUCGGAUCGAAUGUUAAGACAAAGUUUGGAGAAUUCAAGGACAAAUUGAGUGAUUCUUCAGAGGAGACUGUAGUCACAACACCACACACUCUAUUUAUCAGCCAAAAUGUGGAGCUAAUUAAUACUGAUGUGGCUAAAGCUGAGCAGAAGUGUGGAAAUGGAUAUAUUCUAGAUGUUUUAGGAGAAUGCAAGAAACUUUAAAUUUGUGUGUGAUAAAU